GCGACUUGGGGAGGAAUGGAAAAGUUAUAUGAUGCUGGAAAAGCUCGUGCAAUAGGUGUGAGUAACUUCUCAACAAAGAAAUUGGGUGACUUGCUUGUUGUAGCUCGUGUACGUCCAGCUGUUAAUCAGGUGGAGUGUCAUCCGGGUUGGCAGCAAAGUAAGCUCCACAACUUUUGUCAGUCAACCGGUAUUCAUCUUUCGGCAUACUCAUCACUAGGUUCACCUGGUACGCCUUGGAUGAACAGUAAUGUCCUUCAAGAACCGGUCAUCACCUUAAUAGCGAAUAAACUUGGGAAAACUCCUGCACAGGUGGCCCUGUGCUGGAACAUUCAGAUGGCUCAUACUGUACUACCAAAGAGCCUGAAUGAGGAAAGGAUAAAGCAAAAUCUUGAUGUUUAUGAUUGGUCUAUUCCAGAUGACUUGCUUGCGAUAUUUACCAAGAUUAAGCAGGUAAGGCAGUUCAGAGGUGACUUCACCGUUAAUCCGCAAAGCGUCUACAAGACCCACGAGGAGCUCUGGGAUGGGGAAGUUUAG
Molecule: messenger RNA, 534 nt
Organism: Triticum dicoccoides
Lineage: Eukaryota; Viridiplantae; Streptophyta; Magnoliopsida; Poales; Poaceae
Product: NADPH-dependent aldo-keto reductase, chloroplastic-like
Exons: 3
Coding region: 16-534 (172 amino acids)
Molecular function (GO): oxidoreductase activity
Source: RefSeq, a predicted model, not a curated record